GAGUGGCCCCAAAAAGGCUAUUUGUGCAAUUCACGCGGUUAAUUGAAUGGAUUCUUCGAAACUUUUCUCUCUAUCUGCGACCCACCUGACAGCCCUAACGGCUACUGAACAACCGAUCUCUCACAUCCCUCAUCUUUCUUUCCCGUCUUGUUCUUCUUCCCCUCUCACUGCCGGCGCCGCCUUUCUCCCCCUACUCUUUCCGGCCGUCCUCUCUCCUCCUACUUCUUUGAAAUAUUUCCUUAAUUAAUUACGUUUGAAAGGGUGUCAAAAACUGGUCCAAACCUGCAAAUCCAAUAAUUCUGACCUAAUAUACCAAACGGAUAUAAAGCUAAAAAUCAAAAUUCUGACCUCACCUCAUUUUCAGUCUCCCGUCUCCCGUCAUUGCUGAAAAUGGAGAACACAAGUUACUCAAAGUUGAAAAAAUCUUUUGUGAUUGGAAUACGCAGCUUGUUAAAUUCUUGCUCUAGAAAGAAAUUUGGUGAAACUUUCCCCAAUUUCACUCCAGCAGAAGUUGAAAGACUUCAUCGGUUAUAUUUUGAGGUGAUUACUGGUUUGACCAAGAGUAUAGAGGAUGAAUUUGAGUCUCUAUGCGAGGAGACACAGGCAGGAACAACUCUAAACAUGGUGGAGGAGCUUGUGGAAGAACAACACUUGGAAGAAAGCUUGAACCCCUUGUUUCUGGAGAGGAGCAAUACUGAAGAAGUCAUGAGGCACUACCUAUCUGAAGUCAAAAAGGACGAGAUCAGUUACUUGAUGGCUAUGUUAGAGAAGAAGAACAGAAACGUGCCGUCACUUCUCUUCUUGAAGCCCUGAAGAAAGAAAGGCAUGAUAGUACGGAUAAUGAAGACAGAACUCGAAGUUUACUUUGAUUCAGGCUGUGAUUCAACAUAUAAGCCGUGAAUGCACGUCCACUGCACUUACUUCAGUUAAAGAAAAAGUUUAUGCACCUGUCCUAGAUGAAUUAAAUGUACUCCUUUUGCUACAAAUAUAUACAAUAGUAACGAAUGUAUAGGAGUAACUUCUCAUUGAUAUUGUUAUUUUGUCUAAAGUUGUACUAUUACUUGUGAUCAGGGGCGAAUUUAUAGGUGUAAUUACGGUACAUGUGAACCUAUGGUCUCUCCGUAAAUUAGAUAUUUUAUGUA
Messenger RNA from Nicotiana tabacum (common tobacco), 1142 nucleotides. The record is from RefSeq and is a predicted model, not a curated record. Lineage: Eukaryota; Viridiplantae; Streptophyta; Magnoliopsida; Solanales; Solanaceae.